Messenger RNA from Rangifer tarandus platyrhynchus (Svalbard reindeer), 702 nucleotides. NCBI's taxonomy places the organism in Eukaryota, Metazoa, Chordata, Mammalia, Artiodactyla, Cervidae. The record is from the annotation of a GenBank genome assembly.
AUGGGGUGGUGGGGGAGGGAACCAGGGGUCCAACAGCUGGGGUGGGACCUCCAGGAAUAUCUCCAGGGCAUCAAGGGCAGUCACCCCUCCCCAGGCGAGCCUGCAGGUCCUUCUCCCCGGAGUCCGGCUGGCUCAACUCCGCGUUUCCCUCCACCUGCACAUCCCCCGCCCCGCCGGCCCGGCCGCCGCCCCGAGUCCCGCCGCGUCCGGGACUCCGGGGGUCCCGCCCCCACCGGCUGCCAGGUGCAGCGGCCGUGGAUCCCGGCGGAGGCGCCCGAGGCGGGCGGGAGGCUUCGGGAGACGCGGCCCGAUCGGCCGGUGGCUGCGGCGGGAGAGCAGGGAGCUGGCCCGCCGCCCGCCCCGCGCUCGGGCUCGGACACGCGCUGCAGCCCUGGCGCCCCUUACCUGCUCCGGGCGGCCGUGGCCGCGGGAGGAGCGCUCUCUCAGGCGUCGGCAGCCCGGGGCCGAAGUACAGAGGCUGCGGCCGUGGCCGCGGCUAAGGACAAUCAGCAGCCUGCGGGUUUCGGCACCGCGGCGGCAGACGCAGGACUCACGAGCGGAGAACCCGGCCCCCCCCCAACCCCGGGCUCCAGCCGCGAGUCAACGCCUUGGCCCCCGCCCGCGGAGGGGCGGAGCCGCAGCCGGAGGGGCGGAGCGAAAAAGCUCCGCCCACGGGGCGAGAGCACGGCGAGUGCCGUAUAA